This is a messenger RNA of Arvicanthis niloticus (Nile rat), 3684 nucleotides long. RefSeq names its product NACHT, LRR and PYD domains-containing protein 1a-like. Gene Ontology annotation, cellular component: canonical inflammasome complex. Gene Ontology annotation, biological process: innate immune response; inflammatory response; regulation of apoptotic process. Gene Ontology annotation, molecular function: protein binding. Lineage: Eukaryota; Metazoa; Chordata; Mammalia; Rodentia; Muridae. The record is from RefSeq and is a predicted model, not a curated record.
AUGGGAGAAUCUCAGUCCAGACAUGAAAAAAUCACAAAGGAGACUCAGCAUGGAGAUCAACAGGAUGUCUGCUUUGCCUUUGAAACAAUGAGCCAGAUGCAGAUGGAGACCAAAGACCAGCACUCUUUGCUAGGACGUCUCCAAUCCCUUCUCAGAUGGCCAAGCACAUCCAAUGACAUGUCCCUUAUCCACCACAUCUAUGGAAAACAGCAGACCUCAGAUCAUGAGUCAAGGAGACGCUCUCUUCUGUCAAAAAAGGAUCAUGUUAACUGGGAAACUGACAAGUCUGAAUGUAGAAGCAAAGGGAACAUUCCAAUAAUAUAUGAGAAGCAAGGAGAGACUAUUUGCCCCAUACAGUCCUUCAAAAAGUAUUUGCUCCAAAAUUUCACAAGGCUACUUCUCCUACGAAAAUUGUGCCCAAGAGGCUCAGAGAACUUGGUCAGGAAAAGCUGGCAUUCAUGUGUACCAGAAGAAGGAGGACAUAUGAUUGAGAUCCAAGACUUAUUUAAUCCAAGCUUAGAUACCCAGAAAGAGCCUCGAUUAGUCAUAGUAGAGGGUGCUGCAGGGAUUGGCAAGUCAACACUGGCUAGGCAUGUGAGGAGAGCCUGGAAGGAAGGCCAGCUCUACAGGGAUCGCUUCCAGCAUGUCUUCUUCUUCAGCUGCAGAGAGCUGGCCCAGUGCAAGCAGCUGAGUCUGGCUGAGCUCAUAGCACAAGGCCAGGAAGUGCCCACAGCUCCCAUCAGUCAGAUCCUGUCUCACCCUGAGAAGCUGCUCUUCAUCCUCGAUGGCAUAGAUGAGCCAGCAUGGGUCUUGGAGGAGCAGAAUCCUGAGCUAUGUCUACACUGGAGUCAAACACAGCCUGUGCACACUCUGCUGGGAAGUUUACUAGGGGAAUCCAUCCUUCCUGAGGCUUCCUUCCUGCUCACAGCUCGGACCACAGCUCUGCAGAAGAUCAUUCCUUCCUUGAAGCAGCCAUGUUGGGUGGAAGUCCUGGGGUUCUCUGAGUUUGAACGGAAGGUCUAUUUCUACAAAUACUUUGCAGAAGAAGGAGCUGCAAUUAUAGAUUUUAGUUUAAUUGAAUCAAACCCAGUGCUCCUGACCCUGUGUGAGGUUCCCUGGGUGUGCUGGCUGGUCUGCACUUGCCUGAAAAAGCAGAUGGAGCAGGGUGGAGACCUCUCCCUGACCUCACAGACCACCACAGCCCUCUGCCUGAAAUACCUUUCCCUGAUAAUCCCAGGUCAGCACGUGAGGAUCCAGCUCAGAGCCCUCUGCUCACUGGCUGCUGAGGGGAUCUGCCAAAGAAGGACCCUGUUCAGUGAAAGUGACCUCUGUAACCAAGGGUUAGCACAGGAUGCCAUUGCCACUUUCCUGAAGAUUGGCAUCCUUCAAAGGCAGCCCAGCUCUCUGAGCUACAGCUUUGCCCACUUGUGUCUCCAGGAGUUCUUGACAGCGAUGUUCUACAUCUUGGAGGAUAGUGAGGAAAGACAUAAUGAUAUGGAAAAUGACAGAAUUUUGGAAACACUGGUAGAAUGGUAUGGAAGACAAAACCUGUGUAAAGUACCCACUGUGCGCUUUAUAUUUGGUCUUUUUAAUAAACAGGGAAUGAGAGAAAUGGAAAAGAUCUUUGGCUGCAAGCCUCCUUGGAAGACAAAGUUUAAGCUGCUAUGGAGAACCAUAGGGUACCUACCCUAUCAACUUCAUCAUCUGGGUUUGUUCCACUGUCUGUAUGAGAACUGGGAAGAGGAGCUCCUGACAGAUGUGAUGUAUAGUUUUCACGUAACAAAGCCUGACUCAAAUUCCAUGGAAGCCAUAUUGGUCCAGACAAACAUGAAUCACCUGGUGGUACAGACAGACAUGGAGCUCAUGGCUGUCACUUUCUGCCUUAAGUUCUGCUAUCAGGUGACGACUCUUCAGCUGAACAGAAAAGGGCCGCAGGGACAUGAGUUGACGCCCCCCAGGAUGGUCCUGUGCAGGUGGACCCCAAUCACUGAUGCCAGUUGGAAGAUUUUCUUCUUCAAUCUUAAAUUCACAAGAAACCUGGAGGAGCUGGACCUAAGUGGAAAUCCACUGAGUUACUCUGCAGUGCAAAGUCUCUGUACAACCCUUAGAUACCCUGACUGCCAACUAAAGACCUUAUGGCUUAUCAACUGUGGCCUCACAUCCACACACUGCAAAGACCUGGCCCCAGCACUCUGUGCCUGUUCCAGCCUGAUAGAGCUUGACCUGCAGCUGAACGACCUGGGUGAUGAUGGUGUGAGGCUGUUGUGUGAUGAACUCAGGAAUCCUGCUUGCAAACUCAGCAACCUGUGGCUGGACCAGGCUUCUCUCAGUGACCAGAUGAUUAUAGAGCUCAGGGCCCUGACAGCAGAGAAUCCAAUGCUGUUCAUCUCCAGCACAUGGAAGCCAUAUGUAAUGGUCCCCACUGAGAACAUGGAUGAAGAAGAAGUGGGUGGUAGCCCAACCUCAUUCAAGAAGGAGCGACAACAGUCAGUAGAUAAACCCAUGGAAACUCUGGGAACUGAUGAUGACUUCUGGGGCCCAACAGGACCUGUGGCUACUGAGGUGGUUGACAGAGAGAGGAACCUGUACCGAGUUCAAUUGCCCAUGGCUGGUUCCUACAACUGUCCCAGCACAGGACUCCACUUUGUGGUGACAAGGGCAGUGACAAUUGAGAUUGAAUUCUGUUCCUGGAGCCAAUACCUGGACAAGACUCCCUUGCAACACAGUCACAUGGUGGUUGGACCUCUGUUUGACAUCAAGGCUGAGCAAGGAGCUGUGACUGCUGUCUACCUCCCUCAUUUUGUGUUCCUCCAAGAGGAAACAGUGGACAUCUCCUUGUUCCAUGUUGCCCACUUUCAAGAACAUGGGGUGGUUCUAGAAACCCCAGCAAAGGUGGAACAGCAUUACGCAGUACUGGAAAACCCAAGCUUCUCCCCAAUGGGAGUUCUACUGAGAUUGAUUCCUGCUGUUGGAUACUUCAUCCCCAUCACUUCCAUCACAUUGAUCUACUAUCCCCUCUAUCUAGAGGAUGUCACCUUUCACCUUUACCUGGUCCCCAAUGAUUGCACUAUUCGGAAGGCCAUUGAUGAUGAGGAAAUGAAGUUCCAGUUUGUGCGCAUAAACAAGCCACCCCCAGUGGAUGCUCUUUAUGUUGGUUCCCGCUAUAUCGUGUCUGGCUCCAAAAAGGUGGAAAUUAUCCCAAAGGAACUGGAGCUAUGCUACCGAAGCCCUGGGGAAUCUCAGCUCUUCUCUGAGAUCUACAUUGGACAUAUGGAUUCAGAGAUCAUGUUGCAAAUCAGAGACAAGAGGCAUAUGAAUCUUGUAUGGGAGGCCUUGCUGAAACCAGGAGACCUCAGACCAGCACUGCCCAGGAUUGCUCCAGUCCCCAAAGAUGUUCCUUCCUUGCUACAUUUCAUGGACCACCAUAGGGAGCAGCUGGUUGCCCGGGUGACAUCAGUGGACUUCCUAUUAGACAAACUGCAUAGUCUGGUGCUAAGUGAAGAAGAUUAUGAGGCAGUGCGGGCUGAGAUCACAAACCAAGACAAGAUGAGGAAGCUCUUCAGCCUCAGCCGAUCCUGGAGCUGGGAUUGCAAAGACCAAUUCUACCAAGCUCUGAAGGAGACCCAUCCUCACCUGAUCAUGGACCUCCUUGAGAAGUUGGGUGGGGUCUCUGUUAGAUCCUGA